Zasmidium cellare ATCC 36951 is the source of this 1740-nucleotide messenger RNA. RefSeq lists its product as uncharacterized. Bases 1 to 1740 code for a protein of 579 amino acids. Gene Ontology annotation, cellular component: membrane. The record is from RefSeq and is a predicted model, not a curated record. Gene Ontology annotation, biological process: transmembrane transport; phosphate ion transport. Lineage: Eukaryota; Fungi; Ascomycota; Dothideomycetes; Mycosphaerellales; Mycosphaerellaceae. The transcript has 3 exons. Gene Ontology annotation, molecular function: phosphate transmembrane transporter activity.
AUGGCCACCAGGACUGCGGGAGGCAACUCUGCUUUCCACAACUUCCACAACGACUACGCCCACAUCGCCGACCCCAACGAGCGUCGACGACUUGCUCUCGCGGAAAUCGACAAGGCGCCCUUCGGCUGGUACCAUGUGCGCGCCAUCGCUGUCGCGGGUAUCGGUUUCUUCACCGACGCCUACGACAUUUUCGCCGUCAGUAUCAUGACCACCAUGUUGGGUGUCGUCUACUUUCAGGGCAACGCCGGCGUCCUGCCAACCUCCGCCGAUACUGCGAUCAAGGUCGCGACCUCCGGUGGUACGGUCAUUGGACAGCUUGGCUUCGGUUUCCUCGCAGAUGUGGUUGGUCGUAAGAGGAUGUACGGUCUCGAAUUGAUCGUCAUCAUCUUCGCUACGCUCGCUCAGGCCCUUACAUCCAGCUCCCCAUCCAUCAGCAUCGUCGGUGUCAUCAUCUUCUGGCGUGUGCUCAUGGGUAUCGGUAUUGGCGGUGACUACCCCCUUUCUUCCAUCAUCACCUCCGAGUUCGCGACCACCAAGUGGAGAGGCGCCAUGAUGGGCUCUGUCUUCGCCAUGCAGGGUCUCGGCCAGUUCGGUGCUGGUAUCAUUGCCCUCAUCGUGGUCGCAGGCUUCAAGGACUCGCUCCUCUCUGCACACUCCUCAGGCUCGAGCGUCACUGCCCUCCAGGCUUGUGACGGUGUCUGCCAGCUUGCCGUUGACAAGUGCUGGCGUGUCAUCAUCGGAAUGGGUGCCGUUCCUGGCUGCAUUGCCCUCUACUUCCGUUUGACCAUCCCAGAGACUCCUCGCUACACCUUCGAUGUCUCUCGCGAUGUCGUCAAGGGUGGCUCCGACGUCAAGGCUUACCUCUCCGGUACCGCUGAGGGUAUCCCAGACGAGAUCACUCGUGUCACCACCAUGCGCGAGUCUGCUCCUCAAAUGGAGAUCCCCAAGGCCUCGUUCGGCGACUUCUUCCACCACAUCGGCAAGUGGAAGUACGGCAAGGUCCUCCUUGGUACGGCCAGCUCUUGGUUCUUGCUCGAUGUUGCCUUCUACGGUGUCUCUCUCAACAACUCUACCAUUCUCCAGGCCAUCGGCUACGGUACUGGCAAGACCGCCUAUGAGACUCUCUACAACAUCGCUGUCGGCAACAUCAUCCUUGUCUGCGCUGGUGCUAUUCCCGGAUACUGGGUGACUGUCGCCCUCGUUGACACCGUCGGUCGCAAGCCAAUCCAGCUGAUGGGUUUCACCAUCUUGACCAUCCUUUUCUGCAUCAUGGGUUUCGCCUAUCACCAGAUCGGUGAGAGCGGUCUCCUGGCUUGCUACGUCUUGGCCAACUUCUUCUUCAACUUCGGCCCUAACUCGACCACUUUCAUCGUUCCAGGAGAGUGCUUCCCAACCCGCUACCGAUCUACCUGCCACGGUAUCUCCGCUGCAUCUGGCAAGGUCGGCUCGAUCAUCGCUCAGGCCGGUAUCGCUCCUCUCCGUACCCGUGGUGCCACCAAGACCGACAAGUCCCCAUGGCUCAACCAUGUCCUCGAGAUCUUCGCUCUUUUCAUGCUUCUGGGUAUCCCUAGCACGCUCCUUAGAAAAACCCUCGAGCAGCUCGCCGGCGAGGUCCCUGGUACACCUGAGUACGAUCCUGAGCUGGCUGGCCUGUCGAACACCGCCGCCCACGCCCGUCAAGAGUCCGACCCAGAGUCCUCCGAGCACAUCGCUGCCGAGAAGGGUCACCACAAUGUCUAA